UAAAGUCGACACUGGUUUUCAUCAAAGUCGUUGUAGUAUAGUGGUAAGUAUUCCCGCCUGUCACGCGGGUGACCCGGGUUCGAUCCCCGGCAACGGCGAAAGGAUUUUUUUUAUUUUGAAAUAUAUUUAUUUGAAGAGUGGAGGGAAACAACGCAUUUCGAGACUUCAAACCCCGCCAUCUCUCUCUCUCAAGAUCCUCCCUACAACGCCAUUAUUUCUUUGGAAAUCUUGCUUUCUACUUAAUUCUUUGAAUGGCGAAUACUAAAGAAGGAGAAGAGGCAGCCAAAUCGGACGGUCUGGAGAUCAUCUCCAUCGGAUCUCUAUACAAAGGACCCUGGGACAAGAAGUAUUGGAGCUCCUCUAGGGGUAAAGAUCGAUAUCCUUAUCCUGUAGGAUAUCAAGCUGUUCGGGUUCACAAUGGAAGCACUUAUAAGACGGAAAUUCAUGAAGGUCCUAAAGGGCCUUUGUUCGUGAUCUCUUCUGAAGGACAAUCGUGUUAUGGACAAACUCCAGAUAUUGCAUGGGAGAAAUUGCAGAAGGUGGGUUGCCCCCAUUUGAAGAUAUGGCAUGGAAAGAGAUUUUCGUGCAAGAUAGACGGUGUGGAGAUUUUUGGAUUCAAAAAUCCAUUUGUCCAAAGGUUACUUCGGGAAUUGGUGGCAAAUGUCAAUGAAGCAGCAGAAAGGAGUUUGUUAUCUUCCAGCUUCUGCAAUGGCGCUCCUAAAAUGGAGCAUGACAAUAGGAGCUCAACUAUCUGCACUGCUCCUGAUUUACUACCAUACUUAGCCAGGCCACAGAUCAGGAAAAAGAGAAGUACAAGGUGUGAAAAAAUGCAGAACAAGUCGGUUAAUGGACCUGGCCUUAAACGACCCCGAUCUAAGGAUGUGAUAUAUGAUGCCAAGGGUUCAAAUUUAGUACAAGGGAAUCAAGCAAAACUUAAGCAUGCAUUUCCAGUAACUUACACUGCUUCAAAAGAAGAAAAUGACAAAUUUCCAGGAGCAUCAACAGUGUACUCAAAAUCAUUUGGGGAAGAUAAUGAUUACUCUUCAGCAAAAGAUGGUUUUCCAUUGAAAUUUGUUGAUUUCUCAGAUCACCAUGGGGAGAAAGAAGCCAAGAGCAAGUUUUUUAGUUCCCAAAAUGCAAAACCCUCUAGGCUAGUUUACAGCACACCUAAUGAGUUGGAUAGGUCACAAGAUACUGAACUGGAACGAUUCAGUUUUCCAAUAAAAACAGACAACAGACCUGGAGAUUCACCAGUUCCAAAUGACUCCCAGGGCAUCAAUGGUUUCCAUCUUUGUGCACCUGAUACUCUGGAUUUUGAAGUAAUUAGCCACAAAAUCGAUGCAGAUGAAUUGACAAAUGUUGCUUCAAGUGCAAGUGAUACAACUAGCAGUGUGAAAGAAGAGUUAACUGCAGCUAAUAUAGUAGUUUCUGAUGGCUUGGUGACCGAGUCUCAUCAAGAAGAAGAAGAAAUAGGCACAUCUAAUUCAAAUACAGGUUCUGAAAAAGGUGAUUUUGAUUUGGUAGGUCAGGAAACGGCUAAGUUGAUGAUGACAGUUUUACUUCCUCAAGCUAUUCCUUUGCUUAAGGAGUCUUCAAGGAAGAAAAGGGAAGUCAUUAGCCCAUGCAAAGUAUUGCCCCAUGUGGUGAAUUCUCAAGAGGACAACAUUGAUAUGAACCAUUUGUUGAAUCUUCCAUCUUCUGCCAUCAUGCUAACUGAGGAUGCACAUGUGGAACUGGACAAGAGAAUGCAUAUCCAAACUUUAGACCAUGGUUCAGUUGUGCCAAAUCUUGAACAUGCGAACUCUGUUAUUCUUGACAGUUUUGAGGAUGACCAGGGAGGGGAUCGUAUAGCUAGUCAAGCUCAAUUAUUUUCAACAAAUGUGGAGCUUGAUCAAACUAGUUUCAAUAAAGACAUAUAUCAUUCCAACAUUCAGGAACAGCUUGUUAGUAUCAAUUUGAAGCAGGAAACAUCAGUAUGUUGCGAUGAGAUCUGUGGGAAACAAGAUACCAUCUGCCACAAGGAUGUAAGCAUGGCUCCUAAUAAAAAGCCUCAUGAUAGUGAUGUAAUCAUAUCUGAGUCUGUUUUAGGGUGGGUGUCUCCAUUCAUGAAAGCUUUCUCUGAAGAUAUACGAGAUGUUUGUGUAAAUUUGGAUGAAAACUCAGCAGAUAUUGAAAAUCAUUCUGUGGAAAAGAAGCCCAAUAGUGCACUUAAUUGUGCUAAAGUUGUGGAUACAAACGAUAUAAAUCCAAGAGGCAUUGGAAAUCCUGUGAAAUCAUCAGAGAGGGACGGUAGUGCUGAAACCAGGGCUCCUAAAACUAACUCUUCCUAUCAAUCCCAGAAUAAAGUAUAUACCAGAAAGAAAGUCUCAAAACAAGCUUAUUCAACUAGAAAAUACACUGGUCCUCUCUCUGAAAGCAUCAUAUGCAGAAAUUCUGGAGAUGAUUAUGGCCCUAAUGAAUCUGGUACAACAGGAACUUCUCUUGAUUCAAAGAGUUGCUGCUCUUAUGAUGACAAGCCAUGCAAUAGAGACAUCUUUGGUGCUACAGCGAUGCUUGAAGGACUGUCCUAUGGAUUAACUGUGGAGAGAGCUAAUACGAAUUGCAAAUCUGAAAUGAGUAAUGUGCUACCUGUUAUAUCUAAUCAAAAUCAAAAGUUGGCUUGUGUCUCUAAAGCAAAAGAUAUGUCAUGCUUACUUGAUCCAUCUGUUUCACUUGAGAGGGGAUUUCAAGAAAACUGUCACAACAAGAGGUUUGAAGAUAGAAUCAUUGUAGAAAAUGACUGUUCUGCUUCAUGUCAAAAUCAGUUGAGUAGCUUUUGUGACAAGAAGAGAUCUUUAGCAAGUGAAGUUCAAGUUAGUUUAGAUGUCAACCAUUACAGGGAUGUAGAGCUUAAUAGUGAUCUAAGGGGCAUUGUCAACCUUGUAGGAGGCUAUUUCCAUCCUUUGCCUAUCUCAUCAGUAUUGCUGGGUACAAAAGGAAAUGAAAUCCACAUUUGUAUUUCAUGUGGUCUUCUUGAACAUAAGAACAGAACCUUGUUCAUCUACAAGAUAGCUAUUGAAGAACCAAGGAUAGGAUGCCCUUCUUUUGUUGGUUACACAUCAGUAGCAUUGCCAUUUUCAGAAAUUGAUUUAGAAAGAUCUGGCUUACAAUUCACCCCAGAUGGGCAAUGUCUUGUCUUACUUGACAUCAUUAAAACACCUUAUUGCAGGGAAGGGAUAAUAGAUUGUAUCUGCUCAAUGUGUUCUUCAGGCUGCUUGAAGGAGAAUGCAGUAAAAAUUGUGCAAGUAAAUCCUGGUUAUGUUUCUUUGGUUGCAAAGUUGGAAACAGUUGAAAGUGUGCAAUGUAUAUUGGUUUCUGAAAAUAAUUAUCUUGUUGCUGCUGAAAAGAGUGGGAGACUGCAUCUUUGGGUCAUGAAUUCAGCAUGGAGUGCAUGGACGGAAGAUUUUAUCAUACCAACUGGUGACUGCAUAUCUUCUUGUGUAGUGGAGUUGAAGAGAAUUCCAAAAUGUGCUCAUCUGGUGAUUGGGCAUAAUGGUUUUGGGGAAUUUGUUGUAGGGGAUAUUUUGAAAAGGGUCAUCAUCUCAAGAUUUUCUGCUUCUGACAAUCCAAUUAAGCAAUUCCUACCAAUCAGUUUAGUUAGUUGGCAGCCUAUUUUUCGCCAUGCUGAUAUGAAUGGGCGCAUUGAUGAAAUCAUUACAGCUACAAAAAAUUGGUUUUCUGAAAAUAAGGACUGUUCUCUGCUUCCAUUAGUGGGGGAAGAUAUUGCUGUCUGGCUUCUUGUCUCGACCAUCUCUGAUUCUGAUGCUCAGCAUGAACAUUUAUCAAGUAAUUGCCAAACAAAUCCAUCCAGAUGCUGGAGGCUAGCCUUACUGGUGAAGGAUAGGGUGAUCUUGGGGAGUAUACUAGACCCAAGGGCUGCUGCAAUUGGUGCAUCAUUUGAUCAUGGGAUCAUGGGAAGAGAUGAUGGGCUGGUGUAUAUGUGGGAAUUGUCCACGGGAACUAGACUUGGUAUUUUGCAUCAUUUUGAAGGUGGCAGUGUUUCAUGUAUUGCAACUAAUGAUUUGAGGCCAGAUGUUAUGGCUGUAGCUGCUGAUAACGGCCAGUUGCUGGUUUAUCUACAUAACCAAGCAACUAAGGAAGAAAUUAGCAAAUAAGUCGUUUGGUCUCUUCCAUGAUUUUCUCUUGUUGUUCAACCUGUAGUUGUAUAGUUGAUACUUGUAAUAGUGCAGAUAAAUCUCAAUAUAAUUGUCUCAUUUUGCUUGGUCACAUAUACAUAGAGUUGCAUUUUCUUUUCCUUGCUUUGUAUAUGGAAUUGCAAUACAACAAUAUUUUCUUUCAGCAUCUUUAUGCAUAUUGAGACUGCAUUGAGAAUCAGUUCCUAGUCUAAAUCUGGUUUUAGUGUUCUCUUUAUCUUAAACCAUGUUGAACAUGUGCAAGUUGCAUCACUAUGAUUAAAUUGCCUUUCUUUUGUUGCUGGAAGCUCCACAAGGCGAUGUGAAGGCAGAUUUUUUUUUUAUUUUUUGGCAAAUUUUAGGUACUG
Durio zibethinus is the source of this 4540-nucleotide messenger RNA. NCBI's taxonomy places the organism in Eukaryota, Viridiplantae, Streptophyta, Magnoliopsida, Malvales, Malvaceae. The record is from RefSeq and is a predicted model, not a curated record.